AUGUGAGUCUAUGCACGCCCCUUUCUUUAAGCCAAUGGCUGGGUGAGUCAUGAGAGGCCUGGAGCUCCAGCCCAAGCCUUUAUUAUCCGCAGCCGCUGUCUCCUGGCUCCACUAUACAGUCGGCUGCCGGCCAUGGCUGGAUCCACCGUCGGGGAGCGCGUCGGAUACAUCACCCGGGUCCAGAGCUUCAGCGCCUGUCAUCGUCUGCAUAGCGUUCACCUCAGCGAAGAAGAAAAUAAAGAGGUCUAUGGGAAAUGCAACAAUCCUAACGGCCAUGGACACAACUACAAAGUUGAGAUAACCGUGCGUGGAAAGAUUGAUAGCAUCACCGGUAUGGUAAUGAACCUGACGGACUUGAAGAGGUCUAUAGAGGAAGUCAUCAUGAAUCCACUGGAUCAUAAGAACCUAGACAAGGACGUACCAUACUUUGCCAAUGUUGCCAGCACCACUGAAAACCUGGCUGUUUACAUAUGGGACAACAUGGCCAAGGCCAUCGCACCAAGUAAACUCUAUGAAAUAAAAAUUCACGAGACAGAUAAGAACAUUGUUAUAUACAGAGGAGAGUAGUAAUCAUAUGUACGUGCUGUUCAUAAACGGCUUCAUGUUUCGUGGAUUGAAAAUAAUCUUUGCCAGACCGGCACGGGUGUCUUCAGUCUGGUACUAGUUGCAGAUUAACAAGAUUUGUGGCCCCCCUUCUGCAGAGAAAAUCCCAUAAAAGACAGAUCUUAUUUCUUUUUUUUUAUUUCCACCAUGACAGUUCUAUUGUCACUUUUAUACUAAAUAUAAUUUAAAUAGACCAAUAUUAAUCCUGUACAAUUCAUUUGUGAUUAGGGAUUGUUGACCCCUUUGUGUGUGUCCUUGUAUAAGUAUGUAUUAAUACUGAAAAUACAUCAUUAAACAUGUGUAUAUUG
This is a messenger RNA of Doryrhamphus excisus (bluestripe pipefish), 911 nucleotides long. It is a transcript of the gene pts, whose product is annotated as 6-pyruvoyltetrahydropterin synthase. Gene Ontology annotation, cellular component: mitochondrion. Gene Ontology annotation, biological process: tetrahydrobiopterin biosynthetic process. NCBI's taxonomy places the organism in Eukaryota, Metazoa, Chordata, Actinopteri, Syngnathiformes, Syngnathidae. Gene Ontology annotation, molecular function: 6-pyruvoyltetrahydropterin synthase activity. The record is from RefSeq and is a predicted model, not a curated record.